Molecule: messenger RNA, 657 nt
Organism: Nerophis lumbriciformis (worm pipefish)
Lineage: Eukaryota; Metazoa; Chordata; Actinopteri; Syngnathiformes; Syngnathidae
Source: RefSeq, a predicted model, not a curated record
UCUUCUCAGCACUUUCAGAGCAUGCUGAAGACCAAGCUAAAUGUGCUGACGCUGAGGAAGGAGCCGUUACCCACGGUGAUCUUCCAUGAGCCCGAAGCCAUUGAACUUUGCUCUACCACUCCACUUACAAAGAACAAAACUCAUGCUGGAUACAAGGUGACGUACCUGGGCAAGGUUACUAUUUCUGGGACCAACUUCACAUCUGGCUGCACAGAAUCAGCGGUGGUCGGUCUGGUGGAACAUCGCGCCCUCGCUCAGCAGCAGGGCACGUGCCCUCCUGGUAGCUCUCUACUGGAGAUUCGUCCCUUCCAGGUACGUCUUCACCAUCUGGAUGGGCACAGUGAGGCCUCGGUAACCAUGGACACCUACCAAGUGGCGCGGAUCGCAUAUUGCACAGCCGAUCACAGCGUCCGACCCAACGUGUUUGCCUGGAUCUACCGGGAGAUCAACGACGACCUGACUUUCCAGAUGGACUGCCACGCCGUAGAAUGUGAGAGCAAGCUGGAGGCCAAGAAGCUAGCACACUCAAUGAUGGAGGCUUUUCGCAAGACUUUCCAUAGCAUGCGCUGCGAUGGGCGCAUCCAUAAGAGUGGCUCUUCAGAUGAGUUUGCUGAGGAUUCAUCUACUCCAGAAGAUUCAACCCCAGACGAUGGCUGA